Messenger RNA from Hemisphaericaspora subhashii, 1527 nucleotides. RefSeq names its product Hsp90 cochaperone. The transcript has a single exon. Bases 1 to 1527 code for a protein of 508 amino acids. The record is from RefSeq and is a predicted model, not a curated record. Lineage: Eukaryota; Fungi; Ascomycota; Pichiomycetes; Serinales; Debaryomycetaceae. Gene Ontology annotation, biological process: box H/ACA snoRNP assembly. Gene Ontology annotation, cellular component: cytoplasm; nucleoplasm.
AUGAUAACGCCCUUCUUUACAAUUGAUCAAGAUGAUGAAUUCAUUUACGUAUCCAUUAAGAUCUCCCAUAUCAGAUUCAGCGCACCCAACAUUGAAAUGAUUGUAGAUAAUGAAUUAUUCAUAUUUUCAUUACCACCCUAUUAUCUUCGAAUUAGAUUACCACAUCCAUGUAUAGAUGAUGAUCGUUCACAUGCAGAAUUUGAUUCCAAGAGUGAAUCAGUAAAAGUUAAGAUCCCCAAAGAGACAAAAGGUCAACAUUUCCCUGAUUUGGAUUUGACUAGUAAAUUAUUGGCACGUACUAAUGAACUUCAACCUCCUCCAGCACAACAGGAACAAGCUCCAAGGCCAUUGAUUGAAGAAUUGGAUGUUGACAAUACCCAGACUCAAGCGGAGAAGGAUUUGACUGAAGGGGAGGCGUUCAAUUGGGAGAUCAAACAGGAUGCUGUAGUACAAGAAGAAGCUAUCACAAUUGAAGGAAAUAAAUAUGGGUUCAAUAAUCAAUAUGAUAAGAUUGUAGGUAUUUCUGUAUCCAACGGGAAUGAUAUUAAUGAAUUGGGAGAUCCUGAGAAUACAGCUGAAGAUGAUAGGAUAAUUGAACGUCUAAUUAAAGAAAAUAUCAAAUUUGAUCCUGAAAUAUAUGCAGCUGAUUAUAUAAUGGAGAAAUAUCCCAAUCCUAAUGAAGAUGAUAAGUAUUUUAAGCAAUUGAUGGAAUGGAAGAAUCCAUUCACGCAAAAAUUCUUGAAAUGGUAUAAACAGCAACAACAAACUCCUGAGUCUGAAAGGUCGGCCAUUAUGCCAGUCGAAUUCACAAAGGAAGAACAAGAGAAAAUGAUGAACUUACCCAGAAAGACCUAUUUAAUUGAAGAUAACAACACCAAGAUGGAAAUCUUGGUCUUGAUGAUUUGUCUAUUAUUUGCAUUCCAUUUCGAUUUAAGAGAAAAUGAAGGUGAGCAUCAUAUUGAAAGUGCAUGGACUAUUGGGAAAAUAGUUCCCCAAUUUUCAUGUCUAGAUUCUAGAAUCAUCGUACUGGGUACAAAUUCAAACUAUCUUCAAUCGGCAGUUAUAACCUCUAUUAGAAGAGCAUUGUCAUAUCCAUUCCAUAGAAAUCUUAAAAUGAUAGAAAAAGUAUGGGAUGACGUUUAUUAUAAUUUAAGAGGUGGGAAGAGACUUAUAUUACAGGCAUUGUUGGAUUUAAAAGAAUUGUUUCGGUUCCAUGAUGUUUAUUAUGUAUAUGAUAAGAUUUGGUUAGAGGAUUUGUGUGCAUAUUUGAUAAGUGAUAACAUUAGUGAAGCUACUAUUCGUAGUCUUGCUCAUGAUUUGAAGAAGGAAUAUACGAGUAUUAAGAAGUCCAAUAUUACUUUUGAGAAAAUUGACUCUGAAAAGAUUGUUGUGAAUGAUGAUAAGGACGACGAUGAAACUAUGAAGGGUGAAGACGAAGAGGACGAUGAAAUGAUUGUGUUGUCGUUAGAGGAGAUUGAAUUGAUGGCUGAGGAGCUGUUUGAAGCAUUUCAACAACAUUUAGGAUAA